Molecule: messenger RNA, 10753 nt
Organism: Oryzias melastigma (Indian medaka)
Lineage: Eukaryota; Metazoa; Chordata; Actinopteri; Beloniformes; Adrianichthyidae
Gene: frem3
Product: Fras1 related extracellular matrix 3
Exons: 24
Coding region: 310-9723 (3137 amino acids)
Biological process (GO): cell communication
Cellular component (GO): membrane
Source: RefSeq, a predicted model, not a curated record
ACUUUUUCAGCCCCGUCCAAUGGUCUUUCUUAAAUUAGCAAAUGGGGGUGGAAGUCUCCCCUCCCAGGGCUGAGGGAAGGAGGGGCCGAUGCCUGUCACUGUCUACUGUUUCAUUAUUACCUGCAGAGCCCUGCAGCAUUCCCCACACUCAUGUCUCUGUGUGGCCACACUGAAGCACAGAGACACAGGACAGAUUUUUGCCUGAGCCAUCAGAGAAACUUCUUUUUUCUAUGCCUUUUUGUCAACCAGCAGCAGAAAAAUCCAUCUGCUGCUGAUUUUUGAAAUAUACUGCAAGGCAACUCAGUGGACAUGGCUGGUUGUCUGCCAAGUUUCCAACUUUGUCAAAAUUGGGUGCUUUUAAGAUGCCUCCUUGUGACUUUAUCUCUCAACUCCUGUUUUGUUCCAGUUUCCUCGCAAUCCUUUGAUCAUGCUCAGCUCCAUUACCGCAGGUCUAGACUUCUGGAGGACAAUAUAAUAGUUGCAAACAAUGGGAUCAGGGUGCCCUUUGGAAGAUCUGUGUUUCUGGACCCAGUGAAUGAUCUUGUGACAGAAGUUCAGCCUGGUGACCGCUGCCACAUCACAGUUCUGGACAAUGACCCAUUUGGCCAGAAACCCGGGAUUUUGACUCCAAAAAAGUUUCCCUGUUCCUUUGGAGCGAAUGAAGUGAAAUACACUCAUUUUGGAUCUCGGAGCCCUAGCACGGACCGUGUGAAGCUGCAGCUUCGGUAUGACUCUCAGACGGACACGGUCAUCAUCCCUUUCAUGCUGGAGGUCGAGGUGGUUUUCCAACAGCUUGAGAUCCUCACCAGGAAUAUGCCCCUCAAUGUUGAAAAGCUCAAUGGUGAAAGCAAUCCCAUUGACAGAAAGGCUCUGGAGUUUUCAUUUGAGGAUGGUGUCACACAGUGUAAGAUUACCACCCUGGUUGGUGCUGGAGAUCUUCCCAGGUAUGGCACACUUUUGAAUAACCCAACUGAUGGCCAAAUGGUUGACUGUGAUGAAUUUGUAAAGCUGGGUAUACGCUACAAACACACCGCUAAAACCAAUUCACCAAACAGGGACUAUAUUCCAAUGAUGGUAGAGGUACAAGAUAAUGAUGGAAAGACAAUAAUGCAAGAAUAUUUUCAAAUGAUGGUUAGAAUAAGGGAGGGGACUGAAAACACUGCUCCCAAAGCCAGCUUUGUUGCCAUGAUGAUGAUGGAAGUUGAUCAGUUUGUGAUGACAGCUAUUACAAGUGACAUGUUGGCUGCUGAAGAUGUUGAAUCUGAUCCAGAUGAUUUGAUUUUCAACAUUACUUCCUUUUUGAGCCCUCAGCAUGGCUACAUCAUCAGCACAGAUGAUCAGAACCUUCCCAUUACUUCUUUCUAUCAGCGAGACAUCAAAGACCUGAAAAUAGCCUACAAACCACCUGCAGAGGACUCGGAUGAAGAGAGGAUUUUCCAGCUAGAGUUUGAAAUUGUAGAUACUGAUGGUGCAGUGUCUGAUCCGUUUGCUUUUAUGAUUGUGGUAAAGCCCAUGAAUACCUUGGCUCCAGUUGCUACUAAAAAUACAGGACAGCUAUUGUUUGAAGGACAGUCCAGAGCUCUGUCCAGCUCCCAGAAUUUACAGAUUAGUGAUGAGGAUAACCUGCAGGAUGUACGAAUCAGAGUUGUCGAUGGCUUAAAGCAUGGCGAUCUGUCUGUCCUCGGUGCACGCAGAAAGUUCUUUACACCUGCUGAUUUAGAUGCCGGCAUUGUUGUGUACCAGCAUGAUGGAAGCGACACCUACAGUGACAAUAUUAUCUUCAGGAUGACUGAUGGAAGAAAUGAAGUGGAAUUUUUGUUCCCCAUCACCAUUGCUCCUACUGAUGAUGAGCCACCUAUUAUUAAUGCCAACACUGGGCUGGUUCUGUUCAAGAAUGAAAUUAUGCAAAUUUCUCCUUUUAUCUUGAGUGCCACAGAUAUUGACUCAGAGGAUUCUACUAUUAAGUUUGUUUUGGAAGCACCCUAUUCUACUGUGGGACAGCUUGUGCUCAGGCAGGUAGAGCCACCUGAGGAUCCUUCUCAGUGGAAAUUCAGUGAAACGGAUGAGAUGUUUGAACAAGUGGUCACUGAGUGGUUUCAGCAGGACAUCCUUGAUGGAAAACUCUUCUAUCGUCACAUUGGGCCCCAUAGCACCACCACAGUAACGGAUCAGUUUGUAUUCCGCGUCCAGGAUGACAAUGACCCUCCCAAUCAAUCCGUUGAACAUGCAUUCACCAUAAAAAUCCAACCAGUUGAUGACCUCCCCCCAGAGCUUUUGCCAGGCACAACUCUCCAUAUGACAGUUCAAGAAUAUGAACUAACAUUCUUUAGAAGGAAUUUCUUGUGUUAUACUGAUCUAGACUCAGAUGACAGGGAUUUGAAAUACACUAUCACAAAACAACCAACUGACACAGAUGAGAACAAUCCAGUUCCCUUAGGUGCAAUUGUGUUAACUGAGAGCCCUAACACGAUAAUUUCAGAGUUCACACAAGCCCAGGUCAAUCAUCACAAAAUAGCUUAUAAGCCUCCAGACCAGGAGCUUGGCAUCACUCCAAAAGUAGUUCAGUUCACGUUUGUUGUGGAAGACACCGCUGGUAAUACAGCAGAUGGACUAUUUACAAUUUUUCUACAGCCAGUAGAUAACAAGCCUCCUCUUAUCACCAACACAGGAUUCACUGUAAUGGAAAGAAGUACGUAUAUUAUUACCACGAAGGAGCUGCAUGCCACUGACACCGAUACAGAUGAUGAAAAUAUCAUCUUCACUGUGACCCAGAUUCCUCAAUAUGGGCAGCUACAGCAUUUAGGAAUUGACAUGUCAAACGGUGAAGCUUUUGUGCUGGACGACAUUGCUAACAGCCGCCUAACCUAUAUCCAUAGUGGGGAAGAAUCCCUCAGUGACUUCAUCAAACUCUCUGUAAGUGAUGGUUUUCAUGAGGUACCCAUUUCAGUGAGAAUUACCAUUGAGCCAGUUGAUGAUGAAUCUCCUACAAUUAUGCUCCCAGGUGGCGUACUUGGUACUUCCAUUGACGUGUUGGAGAAUGGAGCAACACAAAUUACAAGUAAUGUAAUUCAGGGUCGAGAUGAAGACACUGACGACCUCAUGCUUACUUUUAUUGUUGAAGAACCUCCCAGACUGGGUGAAAUCUUAGUUAAUGGUGCUCCUGCUGAGAGAUUUACUCAAGAAGAAAUCAUUAAUGGAAUGGUGGCAUAUGUCCAUACAUCUGGGGAAAUUGGGCCUGUCAAACAACAUGAUUCUUUUAACUUGACUCUUUCCGAUAUGUCUGAACAGUGGGUUGUUGGUGGCAACAAAAUCCAAGGAGUCACCGUUCAUGUUACUAUACUUCCUGUUGACAGCAUUCCACCUGUUGUCAGAGUUGGAGAACAGCUUCUUGUUGUAGAAGGGGAGAAAAAUGUAAUUACUCUUGACCAUAUUGAAGCUGAAGAUGUUGACACUAACAAUGAUGACAUCAUCUGCACUAUAAUUGUCCAGCCAACAUCGGGUUAUGUGGAGAACAUCUCCCCAGCUGUGGGUUCUGAGAAAUCCAGAGCUGGGACAGCCAUCACUGCCUUUACCAUUAAAGAUGUCUCCCUCAGUCACAUCUACUAUGUACAAAGCAUCCAUAAAGGGGUUGAACCCAUUGAGGAUCGAUUCACUUUCCGCUGCUCAGAUGGAAUUAACUUCUCUGAGCGACACAUUCUCCCUAUAGUCAUAAUUCCAGCAAAUGAGGAGAAGCCUGAAAUUUUCAUCCGUGAAUUUGUAGUAAUGGAGGGCAUGAAUCUCAUUAUUGACACGCCAAUUUUGAAUGCAGUUGAUGCUGACAUCCCUGGAGAUGAAUUACUCUUUGAGAUCAUCAAAAAACCAAACCAUGGUAUGAUAGUUCAGCAGCUUGGCACUAGCACCAUCCCCGUGGAAAAGUUCAACCUGGAGCAGAUCAAAGAGGCAUCAGAUAUUGUUUAUGAACACGAUGAUUCAGAAACCACAAAAGACAGUUUUGAGGUCCGGCUCUCUGAUGGAAAACACACAGUGGAGAAAACUGUUCUCAUUAUGGUGAUUCCUGUCGAUGACGAGACUCCAAGAAUGACUAUAAAUGAUGGUCUGGAUGUAGAGAUCGGUGAAACAAAAGUCAUAAACAAUGGAGUUUUGAAGGCAACAGAUCUGGACUCUGAAGACAAAGAACUCACUUAUGUUCUCCGAUUUGGCCCUGGCCAAGGUUAUCUUCAGCGAGUGAGCAAAUUUGGUGAUGUUACAGGAAAUAUCACAGUGGGAAUGAAUUUUACGCAGGAUGAAAUUGACAGACAAGUUAUCCAGUAUGUGCACACAGGUCAGGAAGGCAUUCGUGACCUGAUGAAAUUUGAUGUCACUGAUGGCAUUAAUCCACUUAUUGACCGUUACUUUUACAUCAACAUUGGAAGCAUUGACAUGGUUUUUCCUGAUGUCAUCAACAAAGGUGUGACACUUAAAGAAGGGGGGAAAGUAACUCUCACCACUGACCUUCUCAGUACCUCUGACAUCAACAGUCCUGAUGAGUACCUCAGCUUCAGCAUCACAAGAGCACCUAGUAGAGGUCACUUGGAGUGCACUGACUACCCAGGUGUUCCCAUUUCCACCUUCACUCAGCUGCAACUGGCUGGCAACAAGAUCUACUACAUCCACACCUCAGACGACGAGGUGAAAAUGGACAGUUUUGAGUUUGAGGUCACAGAUGGAUACAAUCCCGUCUUCCGGACUUUCAGAGUGUCUAUCACUGAUGUAGACAAUAAAAAACCCAUAUUAACAGUACACAAACUGAUUGUAGAAGAAGGAGAAAGCAAGCUCAUCACACCUUUUGAGCUGACUGCAGAGGACAGGGACACUCCAGACAAAAUGUUGCGCUUCAUAGUCACACAGGUGCCAGUUCAUGGCCAGCUGCUAUUCAACAACACCCAACAAAUCACGACUUUCACCAAGCAAGACUUGAACAAAAACCUUAUCAGCUAUAAGCAUGAUGGCACUGAGACCAAUGAAGACAGCUUCUCUUUCACCGUCACAGACGGGACGCAUACGGACUUUUAUGUCUUUCCUCACACUGUUUAUGAGACACGUAAGCCCCAAAUGAUGACCAUUCACAUCAAUACAGUGGACAAUGGUGUACCCCAGAUUGUCGUCAACAAGGCAGCUGCCUCCCUGAAAGUUCUCCAAACAGGACACCUUGGCUUUCUGAUCACUAGUAAGGUCCUUCGAUCAGAAGACCGAGACAGUCCUAAUCGGGUCCUUAAGUACACUGUGUCUGAGGCUCCACUGCAUGGCUUCAUCAUCAACACUGCGCUGGGCAAUAACAGCAUCAAGAGUUUCACACAAGCUGACAUUAAUGAAAUGAAGAUCUGCUAUGUGCUGCUGGAUGGGAGCAAUGCCACUAGCGACAUCUUCUUUUUCACAGUUGAAGACAACGCUGGAAAUAAACUGAAACCUCAGCCUUUCCGGCUCAACUGGGCCUGGGUCUCCCUGGAGCGGGAAUUCUACUUAGUAGAUGAAGAUGCCAAAGUGUUGGAGGUGACACUGAAACGCAGAGGUUAUUUGGGAGAAACGUCCUUUGUCAGUAUUGCGACUAAAGAUGGCACCGCGGAGAAGGACAAGGACUUCAGGGGAAAAGCCCAGAAGCAGGUCCAGUUCAACCCAGGCCAGACCACAGCUACCUGGAGGGUGAAGAUCUUUACAGACCAAGAGUUUGAGACCUCAGAGACGUUUGAGAUAGAGCUGUCAGACCCAGUCAUGGCUGUGCUGGAGUAUCCUGACACUGCAGUCGUGGAGAUUGUGGACCCUGGAGAUGAAUCGACUGUCUUCAUACCUCAGUCUGAAUUUAGGGUAGAGGAGGACAUUGGUGAAUUGUUAAUCCCAGUGAGGCGUUCAGGAGAUGCUAACCAGGAGCUAAUGGUCAUUUGCUACACUCAGCAAGGCACAGCGACCGGCACCAUACCCAGCACUGUCCUGUCGUACUCCGACUACAUCACCCGACCUGAGGAUCACACCUCCGUGCUGCGCUUCGACAAGGAUGAGCGUGAAAAAGUCUGCCGCAUCCUUAUCAUUGAUGACUCCCUCUACGAGGAUGAGGAGAGCUUCAACGUCAGCCUUAGUAUGCCCAUGGGGGGGCAGUUGGGCGCCAAGUUCCCCUCAGCCAAAGUCACCAUUUUGGCAGACAGUGAUGAUGAACCAUCGUUAUACUUUGGGGAGACUGAGUAUACGGUAGAUGAGAGUUCAGGUUACGUGGAGGUAAAAGUCUGGAGGACAGGCACUGACCUGUCCAAGACUGCUACAGUCACCGUCCGCUCCAGGAAGAGCGAUCCUCUUUCUGCAGAAGCUGGACUCGACUAUGUCGGUAUUAGUCGCAACCUGGACUUUGCUCCAGGAGUGACAAUGCAGACAUUUCGAGUGACCAUCCUAGAUGACCUGGGUCAGCCGGAGCUGGAGGGGCCUGAGUUUUUUGAUCUGGUGUUGAGGAUGCCCAUGAAUGCUGUGUUGGGGGAACCGAGCAAAACAACCAUUACCAUCAACGAUACAGUCACAGAUUUGCCAAAGGUUCAAUUUAAAGAAGGAAGCUACAAGGUGGAUGAGUCGGAGGGGGAAGUGAGAGCCAUGGUGUACCGCAGUGGAGACAUUAGCCUCACAUCCACGGUGCGUUGCUACACCCGGCAGGGCUCUGCUCAGGUCAUGAUGGAUUACACGGAAAGGCCAAACACUGACGCAUCGCUCCUUACUUUCCUGCCAGGUGAGUCGGAGAAGUUCUGUGUGGUGAGGCUGAUGGACGACUCCAUCCACGAGGAGGACGAGGAGUUUCGUUUGGUGCUGGGAAAUCCCAAGAGCACGUCUCCCUUUGGAGCUGCGGUCGGGGAGCAGAAGGAAGCGCUGGUCACUGUCACGGAUAACAAAGACAAGCCCAUCAUCAAGUUUUCUGAGAUUAAGUACAGUGUGCGUGAACCUUUAGUGAAGGGAGAUGUUGCAACAGUGAAGAUUCCUAUUCUGCGUUUCGGAGACACCUCAAAGGUUUCAGUGGUUAGGGUGCACACAAAGGAUGGCUCUGCCACCUCUGGAGAGGACUACAACCCGCUCUCAGAAGAUGUGGAAUUCAAGGAGGGCGACAGGGAACAUUUUGUGGAAAUUGAGAUCCUGUAUGACGGACAGAGAGAGAUGAGAGAAGCCUUCACUGUCCACAUGAAGCCUGAUGACAACAUGGUGGCAGAAAUACAGAUGAAUAAGGCCAUUGUGUACAUUGAAGAGAUGGACAGUGUGGCAGACGUCACCUUCCCGGCAGUUCCUCAGGUUGUGUCCCUGCUUAUGUAUGAUGACACAGGCAGAACCAGAGACAGGCCCCACCCACCCAAUGGAUACCCAGUUGUGUGUGUGACGGCGUGCAACCCAAAGUACCACGACUUUGACAAAACCGGUUCCAUCUGCUCUGCGGAGAACAUCAAUGACACUUUGACCCAGUACCGCUGGCUGGUGAGCGCUCCUACUGGACCAGAUGGAGUGACAAGCCCCAUGAGGGAGGUGGACACCAACACCUUCUUCACCAACACAAAGUCAAUCACCCUGGAUUCAAUCUACUUCCAAGCUGGCUCCAGAGUUCAGUGUGCAGCGAGAGCUUUUAACACCAACGGAGAUGCUGGCCUGGAGCUCUCUAGCUCCAUCACCAUCAUCAGCACUGAGGAAGGUAUGUGCCAGCCCCGCAUCCCAGGAACUGUUGGAGCAGAACCCUUCUCUGCUAAGAUCCGCUACACAGGCCCGGAUGACCCAGACUUCCCCAAUCUCAUCAAACUGAAUGUCAACAUGCCUCACAUGGAUGGAAUGCUGCCAGUGAUCUCCACCAGACCUCUCUCCAACUUUGAGCUCACCCUGAGCCCAGAUGGGACUCGAGUGGGCAACCACCGUUGCUCCAACCUGCUGGACUUCAACGAGAUCCAAACCAGCCACGGCUUCAUCACAGACGCAACGAAGAACCCUGAAAUUAUCGGCGAGACUUCGCCUUACCAGUACAACACCAUAAUGCGUUCAGCCAAUUCCCUACGCUUCUACAGAAAUCUGAACUUGGAGGCCUGCCUCUGGGAAUUCACCAGCUACUACGACAUGUCCGAACUGCUGAAUGACUGUGGAGGUUCGAUAGGCACCGACGGACAGGUGCUGAACUUGGUCCAGUCCUAUGUCACUUUGCGGGUUCCUUUAUUUGUGUCCUACGUCUUCCACUCUCCGGUGGCAGUCGGAGGCUGGCAGCACUUUGAUUUGCAAUCAGAGCUUAAGCUCACCUUUGUGUACGACACUGCUAUUCUGUGGCAGGACGGCAUUGGCAGUCCACCUGAGGCAGAGCUCCAAGGGGCCAUGUAUCCCACCAGCAUGCGCAUAAACGAAGAGGGCCGCCUUGUGGUCAACUUCAAGACCGAGGCCCGCUUCAGGGGACAGUUUGUUAUGUCUCAUCCAGGAACCAGUGUGUCGUCUGUGGUGAUGUGUGCCGACCAUCCCGGCCUGACGUUUACACUCAACUUGGUCCGGACUGAGCCCACAUAUAACCAGCCCAUGCAGCAGUGGAACUUUGUCUCUGAUUUUGCUGUGCGGGACUACUCCGGGACUUACACUGUAAAAAUGGUCCCCUGCAUUGCGUCUCCCAGUGGCGAGUUCAGCAUUCCUCCUGUUUGCCACCCAAGAGAGCCCCUUACCUUUGACAUUGACAUUCGCUUCCAGCAGGUGAGUGAUCCAGUGGCAGCAGAGUUCAGUCUGAACACUCAGAUGUUCCUGCUGUCCAAGAAGGAACUCUGGCUGUCUGAUGGCUCCAUGGGUUUUGGAGAAGGGACUGACGCCGCUUUCUCAGAGGGUUCCAUGAUUUAUGGUCGUGUGAUGGUAGAUCCCGUCCAGAACCUGGGUGACUCCUUCUCCUGCAGUAUUGAAAAAGUGUUUCUCUGUACUGGAGCAGAUGGAUAUGUCCCCAAAUAUAAUCCUACAAACUGGGAGUAUGGUUGCCUGGCAGAUGCUCCUUCACUGCUUUACAGAUUCAAGAUUUUGGACAAAGCUCAACCUGAAACUCAAGCCUCAUCUUUUGGAGAUGUUUCCUUCAAGGCCACGUUGGCUCAGGACACUCCCGGAGCUCUGCCUCUGAUCAGGCAGCCGGGCUCAGACGGGUUUUCUCUGUCCUCAUCACCUCUCUUCCAGGUUGCUGCUGGUCGAGAAUGGUUCAUCCACGCCAUUUACACGGUUCGCUCCAGAGAAAACGCCAACCGCAACAUUGGCAAGCGCAGCGUGGAAUAUCUCCAUCACAGCGUCUCCACGUUUGAGGGCCCCAACACUCGCCACCGCCGUGCAGCCUCCGCGUUCUCCGGGCCGGCUCUGGCCCAGGACAUCGGCGUCGAAAACAGUCGGGGUACCAACAUCCAGCACAUCGCUUUGGAUCGAACCGACCGCAUGGUGAUCAGCCAGCGGCAGCCCUGGUCUCCCAAUCAAAACGCGGUCCUGGAGCGGCCACUGUUGGAGAGUUCAGGCAGGCAGCCUGAUACGUCCUUCCUGCCCAUGCUGGUGGGGAUUGGGGGUAUGAUUCUACUCAUCUGCCUCAUUGCUACCAUAGUCAUUCUGCUGCUGUUGCGGCGUAAGAGGAAGGAGAAAGAAAAGCACUUCCCUCCUUACACCACCUCGUCUUCUUCGGCCUAUGCUGGAUACAAACGUGGCCUGGCAGGUAUGUGGAGCAGCUCAGACAGCUCUGAGGUCUGAAAGAGGACCCCACCCCAAAACUCCAUCUCCUUUAAGGACUAUAAUAGUCUCCUCCAAGUGUGCCUUAGACCCCUAACCUGUGUUGCACUAAAUGGAGCGCCGUGCAGCCUGUGGACGGCACACGUCAGUGCCUGCAGACAGAAUGUAACAGUUCUCUUCCUUUGAUGCAGCCAUAUUGGAUUCAUGGAAAACCCCAAAAUAUUACAGAUCUCUUAUUGGCUGAAAGUUGUCAAAUGUUGCAUCUGUUUACAAAAGCAUGCAGUAAAUGAAGCGAUUUCACAAAUGUUUUGCAAAUUUGUUCAAGAAGAAAAAUAUUUUCUAUUUUUUUUAGAUUGCUUGUUUGUCAUAAGAGAAGAUUAGGGUGAACUGAAUGUUAAAUGAAAGUUACCAGGUUGAUCAUGACAAAUAAGAUUUUCAGAUAUACUUUCAUUUAAAUGUUGCAGGAAUUUGAUGCAAAUUUUAACUGAAUACGUGUCACGGCAAGACUGAGAGUGAUAGAUAAUAAUUCACCCUGAUGAAACUUGAAAAAUAUACAUGUACAAUCUGCCAAAUGAUUUUUAGGUGCUUCAAAACAUCCGUACUGUAACAGUCAAAUAUAAACUAUUUUGUGAGUGAGGCUCCUGUGUAGCAGAUGGAUCAUUUUCCUAUCUUUUAGAAAAAAAGAAAUGUUUAUUUGUGACGCUCACAUUGACAUUUUCUACUUUACACGGGAAGAUGACAAAACAUGUUUUUUUAAAACAAGGGUACAUGUUGUUUCAAGCAAUGUAAUGCAGUACAACCAAUUAUAAAUACAUUUUUUUCUGUUAACUACAAGUAAAAAAAAAAAAAAGAAAAAAAAAACUAACAAAACUAAAACAGCUCAGCUGCAAGUGUUUAGGUAGGAGACAAAAAGGCAGGCCCAUAGAAGAACACUUUCUACUGAUCUAUUUGGGACUUUACACAGUAGAUAAUCAUUGCUUCCAAAAUGAACAGAUACUAGGACUAAUGAUACUGUAGCUGACUGCUGCUUUAAAAAAAAAAAAAAAAAAAA